AUGAUGAUCAAAUCUUUAUUUUAUGCAACCACCAAAACCUCGCGCCCGGAUCCCACCGGACUGCAGCUCUGUUCACCUCUUGUCAUAAGUCCUGAAGAUGUCACUCGUUUUCUCUCGGCUGUUGGACACCAAGGUAGCAAAGCGCCAUCUCUGGGACAUGCACAGCUCAUGCUGUUUCUGUCGGUCAUGACUGAGCCAGCAAUGCUGCUACUUAUCUCUAGCCCCCGGUGUCCGAUAAACCCAUUAGGCGCCGUCAAUGUUCGCAACACAUUCGAGCUGAUCCGUCCAGAACUGUGCGACCUAGAAAACCUUAUGGAUACCGACUCUGCACACUUGGAAGCAGUUGUACGCCCCAACCCAACGCCAGUAAAACGCGGCAUUGAGUGGGAACUAGAAGUAAAUGUCAAUGUGCCUAUCGAAAAGAACGAUGGCGCCGUUCGUACCAUUUUCCGCCAAGUCUUUACCAUGCUGGAAUUCAGGAAGAUGCCGGGCCAUGUCAAGUCUAAAGGCUUGGACAACAGUCAAUCCAACGUGUCGACAUCAAUCCCCAUGGAUGCUAGUACACAGAUAUCGCUAUCUGGAGACGACCCGCUGAAAUGGGCGGCGCUCUGCAAGGACUACAACUUUAUACACCUGUCCGGGCUCGCUGCAAAGCUCUUUGGCUUACCUGGCAAGCUUGCCCAUGGAAACCAUGCAGCUGCAAAAGCAUUAUGGAGCUCGUAUAGCGCCGGAAAUACUAUUUCACCAGAGCAUGGACCCUUACGGAUGCGAGUAGAGUUUAAGAAACCAAUGGUCGUCCCCGCCGUCUUCGACGUAACCGUGAACCAGUCAGACAGUACUCGUGUCGAGUUUACCAUUCUUCGUAAGGGGAGAGUUCACGCCACUGGGGAUUAUGGUCCACUAGAGUUGUACAAUUCCUAGGACACGUUAGCAUGCUUGAUUGCAUUGUUCACCGUCUUACGGUGGAUGCACC
Exserohilum turcica Et28A is the source of this 973-nucleotide messenger RNA. RefSeq lists its product as uncharacterized. The transcript has a single exon. The record is from RefSeq and is a predicted model, not a curated record. Lineage: Eukaryota; Fungi; Ascomycota; Dothideomycetes; Pleosporales; Pleosporaceae. Bases 1 to 921 code for a protein of 306 amino acids.